Molecule: messenger RNA, 16551 nt
Organism: Alligator mississippiensis (American alligator)
Lineage: Eukaryota; Metazoa; Chordata; Crocodylia; Alligatoridae
Gene: CUX1
Product: cut like homeobox 1
Exons: 25
Coding region: 132-4781 (1549 amino acids)
Biological process (GO): regulation of DNA-templated transcription; intra-Golgi vesicle-mediated transport
Cellular component (GO): Golgi membrane
Molecular function (GO): DNA binding; DNA-binding transcription factor activity, RNA polymerase II-specific
Source: RefSeq, a predicted model, not a curated record
UUUAAAUAAAUUGGCUCCCAGGCUUUGGCUGCCCACCCUUCACCCCCGCCGAGGAGCCCGUGUACAGCAAGUGCCUGCGUGUGAGCUCAGAGCGCAGGCAGCCUGCGAGGAGCCGGAAAUAUGUUACAUUGAUGUUUGGCAUAGCUGCCGUCAAGUUACAGAGAGAGCUUGAUGCCACAGCAACAAUAUUGGCUAACCGACAAGAUGAAAGUGAACAGUCUAGAAAAAAGCUUAUUGAGCAAAGCCGUGAGUUCAAGAAAAACACUCCAGAGGACCUGCGCAAACAGGUAGCUCCAUUAUUGAAGAGUUUCCAGGGGGAGAUUGAUGCAUUGGGAAAAAGAAGUAAAGAAGCAGAGGCAGCCUUCUUGAAUGUCUAUAAGAGAUUAAUUGAUGUUCCAGAUCCAGUUCCAGCUCUGGAUUUAGGACAGCAGCUUCAGCUGAAAGUCCAGCGCAUGCAUGAUAUUGAAACAGAAAACCAGAAACUUAGGGAAACGCUAGAAGAAUACAACAAGGAAUUUGCUGAAGUGAAAAAUCAAGAGGUUACAAUAAAAGCACUUAAAGAGAAAAUCCGAGAAUAUGAACAGACUCUGAAGAACCAAGCAGAGAAUAUAGCUCUUGAAAAAGAACAAAAGUUACAAAAUGACUUUGCAGAGAAGGAGAGAAAGUUGCAAGAGACACAGAUGUCGACAGCCUCAAAGCUGGAGGAGGCUGAACAGAAAGUUCAAUCUUUGCAGACAGCUUUGGAAAAAUCCCAGGCAGACCUUUUUGACCUGAAAACAAAAUACGAUGAAGAAACUACUGCAAAGGCUGAUGAAAUUGAGAUGAUCAUGACAGACCUUGAAAGAGCAAAUCAGAGGGCAGAGGUGGCGCAGAGAGAGGCAGAGACCUUAAGGGAGCAGCUCUCAUCAGCUAACAAAUCUCUCCAACUUGCUACACAGAUCCAGAAGGCACCUGAUGUGGAGCAGGCCAUAGAGGUGCUGACACGAUCCAGCUUGGAGGUGGAACUGGCUGCUAAAGAACGGGAAAUUGCCCAGCUUGUAGAAGAUGUUCAACGACUCCAGGGCAGCCUCACCAAACUUCGUGAGAACUCCAGCAGUCAGAUCUCACAGCUGGAGCAGCAGCUGACUGCCAAGAACAGCACACUUAAACAACUGGAAGAAAAACUGAAAGGACAGGCUGAUUAUGAAGAAGUUAAGAAAGAAUUAAAUAUUUUGAAGUCCAUGGAGUUUGCACCAACCGAGGGCUCUGGUGCACAGGAUGCAUCAAAACCACUGGAGGUGUUGCUGCUGGAGAAGAACCGCUCAUUGCAGUCUGAGAAUGCCACGCUGCGUAUCACUAAUAGUGACCUGAGUGGGUCAGCCAGGAGAAAAGGGAAAGACCAGCCUGAGAGUCAGCGUCCUGCAACCUUGCCGGCCUCCCCUCCUUCUCAGUUGCUCCGCAACACGGGGGAGCAGGCUUCCAAUACUAAUGGUACACACCAGUUCUCACCAACGGGUUUAAGUCAAGACUUUUUCAGCUCAACCUUGGCAAGCCCCGGCUUACCCCUGGCCUCCACGGGAAAAUUUGCACUAAAUUCUCUCCUCCAACGACAGCUAAUGCAGUCCUUCUACUCCAAGGCAAUGCAGGAAGCAGGAAGCACAAGCAUGAUUUUUUCAACAGGUCCUUACAGCACAAACUCCAUAUCUUCCCAAAGUCCAUUACAACAAACUCCAGAUGUAAAUGGUAUGGCUCCAUCUCCCAGCCAGUCAGAAAGUGCUGGGAGCAUCUCUGAAGGCGAGGAGAUAGACACAGCUGAAAUUGCACGUCAGGUGAAAGAGCAAUUGAUCAAGCACAAUAUUGGACAGCGAAUAUUUGGACAUUAUGUCUUGGGACUGUCUCAAGGGUCUGUGAGCGAGAUACUAGCCAGGCCAAAGCCGUGGAAUAAACUGACUGUGAGAGGCAAGGAGCCGUUUCACAAGAUGAAGCAAUUCCUCUCCGACGAGCAGAACAUCCUGGCACUACGCAGCAUCCAGGGUAGACAGAGAGAGAAUCCAGGCCAGAACCUGAACAGACUAUUUCAGGAAGUACCGAAACGAAGAAAUGGGUCUGAAGGUAACAUCACAACAAGAAUUCGAACGACAGAGAGUGGCUCUGACGAAGCCAUCAAAUCCAUUCUAGAACAAGCCAAAAGGGAGCUGCAAGUACAGAAAACAGCUGAGCCGGCUCAGCCACCUUCUGCAACUAGCAGUGGGAAUUCUGAUGAUGCCAUUCGGUCCAUUCUGCAGCAAGCCCGACGUGAAAUGGAGGCACAGCAGGCUGCCCUCGAACCUGCCUUAAAAACGCCACCUUUGUCUCAAGCUGACAUUUCCAUUUUGUCCCCUAAACUGGUAUCUACACCUGCAAUGUCUUCAGUUUCCAGUUACCCUUCGCUGGCCAUGUCUCUGAAGAAACAUUCAUCUGUUACGGAUUCUAGUAUCUCUGCAUUGCAGAACCUCUCUGGGCUAAAAAAGGAGCCCCCAGAGACACCAGUUUUAGAGCUUCAUGGAGUAACUGAUCCUGCACAAGGUAUGCUGAGGCACGUUAAAAAUGAAUUGGGACGGGGUGGUGUUUGGAAGGACCAUUGGUGGAAUACCGUUCAGCAUGACAGAAGAAACGCAGCUCUUCCUGAAGAUACAAAAGCUGAGGAAGUCAGCAGUGGAAAAGAAAAGGUCAGCAACCAGGCUAGGCCAGACCGUAGUCAGCUCCAAGGACCAUCUUCUUCAGAAUACUGGAAAGAGUGGCCAAAUGCUGAAUCUCCAUACUCUCAGAGCUCUGAAUUGAGCAUGACUGGAGCAAGUCGCAGCGAGACACCACAAAAUAGUCCCCUCCCUUCUUCACCUAUUGUACCUUUGUCAAAGCCAUCCAAACCCUCAGUUCCUCCACUGACGCCUGAGCAGUAUGAGAUUUACAUGUACCAGGAAGUGGAUACAAUAGAGCUAACUCGUCAGGUCAAAGAAAAGCUAGCAAAGAAUGGCAUCUGCCAAAGGAUCUUUGGGGAAAAGGUAUUAGGCUUAUCUCAAGGGAGUGUCAGCGACAUGCUAUCUAGGCCAAAGCCAUGGAGUAAAUUGACGCAGAAAGGCCGAGAACCAUUUAUUCGCAUGCAGCUCUGGCUGAAUGGUGAGCUGGGACAGUGCGUCCUCCCUGCACAAGGGCAACAGCAAGGACAAGUCCUCCACUCUGUGACAUCGUUGCAGGAUUCCCUACAGCAGGGAUGUGCGAGCUCAGAAAGCACUCCAAAGACCUCUGCCAGUUGCAGUCCUGCUCCUGAAUCUCCUAUGAGUUCCAGUGAAUCAGUGAAGAGCCUGACUGAAUUGGUACAACAACCCUGUCCUGCUAUAGAGACCAGUAAGGAUAGCAAACCACAGGAAUCAAGUGAGCCACCUGCUUCUGAAUCCCAGUCUACAACACCUUUGCCUCUGUCCGGCCAUUCAGCACUCAGCAUUCAAGAAUUGGUUGCUAUGUCACCUGAAUUGGACACAUAUGGCAUUACAAAGAGGGUCAAAGAAGUGUUAACAGAUAACAACCUUGCGUGGCUGACAAGCCUAAAAAGCAGCAGAAGAGCCAGGAAAUGUGCCCCAAACUCUGCAUUAGGUCAGCGUUUGUUUGGGGAGACAAUCCUAGGGCUAACACAAGGCUCAGUCUCAGACCUUCUGGCUCGCCCUAAGCCCUGGCACAAACUGAGUUUGAAGGGACGGGAGCCCUUUGUCCGCAUGCAGCUAUGGUUAAAUGAUCCCAACAACGUGGAGAAGUUGAUGGAUAUGAAAAGAAUGGAGAAAAAAGCCUACAUGAAACGACGGCACAGCUCAGUUAGUGACAGUCAAUCGUGUGAAUCCUCGUCGGUUGGAAUAGACUACAGUCAGGGAGCCAGCCCACAGCCACAGCAUCAGCUAAAGAAACCACGAGUAGUGUUGGCACCAGAAGAGAAAGAAGCUCUAAAGCGAGCCUAUCAGCAAAAGCCAUACCCAUCACCAAAAACCAUUGAGGAACUCGCUACACAGCUCAACUUGAAAACGAGCACAGUGAUCAACUGGUUCCAUAAUUACAGGUCUCGCAUCCGUCGAGAACUGUUCAUUGAAGAAAUCCAAGCAGGUAGCCAGGGCCAGGCUGGAUCAAGUGACUCUCCUUCGGCCAGGAGCAACAGAGCAGUUCAUAGCUCUGAAGGAGACAGCUGUGAUGGUGUGGACACAGAAGGCCCACCCGAAGGAAAACAAAGUGGUCUGGAGGCUGAUGAGUACAACAAUGCAACCACAAAGUCUCAGGGAGGGCAAGCAGAGUCAACUUUUGAAGUGGGGGAAGAGGCACUGCAAGAUGUCAGAUCUUCAGAGAAAACGGAGUCGUUCCAUUUGGGAAUGGAGAGCCUGGAGGAUACUGAUGAUGAGGGCAGGCUCAAAGCACCACGUCAAAGUUCACCACCAGGAUCUCAAAGUUCAGGAGAAACUCUGGAGACAAUGCCAAACUCUGCUACAGAAGAGGAUGCCUCUACCUCAGCUGCCUCCACCUCAGUCCUUACAGGGGAGAGCUCCUACAAGUCAAAAGAAAGUUCAGAGAGAAUUUCCAGUGUGCCAAGUACAAGUUCCACAUUGGCUACAGGCUCACAGAAAACCAACUCUAUUCAGAGCUUAUUCAACUUUUCCGAGGCAGCAAGCUCCAAGAACACACGAGACAACACCUUGAGGAAAAAGAAAGCAGCAAACUUGAACAACAUAAUCCACCGUUUAGAGAAGGCCGCUAGUCGAGAAGAGCCCGUUGAAUGGGAGUUUUGAGAUUAAACUCACCCAACUCUAGAGAGCUGGGGAAGUUAAACUGGACCUCUACUGGUUUUAUUGUGUUGCGCACUUACCGCCCUGCAGGCCACAGGGCAAAAACGCCAUAGGCCAAGGUGCAUAUAGAAAACAAAAGGAGCGUUAAGCCCAAUUUAUGUUUGUGUUUUCAAGGAAGAAAACUGAAAUGUGUAGUCAAGCUUUUUUGUACCCUGAAGUGUUUUUAUUAUUGCCCUAAGUGAUUUCCACAGUUUCUGGAAUAACUCAUACAGCUUUGCCUUGUGCCCUCCUCUUUGGUGUGGGCUUUAAAAAAACAAAAAACCUUAAAAAAAAAAAAAAAUCAAACCCACAUAUUAAAAGGGGGCUUUUUAUCUGCCAUCUAAUGGCUACAGAGCGAUAAUACACUAUUAUCUUCUUAAACCAGGAAAAAAGGGGAGAUUUUUCAAAAAAAAGAAAAAAAAGAAAGUUUUUGUAGCUGUUCAGUUGCCACUAAGAGAUUGCACAGUCAACCGACUCUAAACACACUAGUUUGGAUUCCUAAAUAUUUUCAAGAAAAGAAAAGAAUCUUGUUGUUUGAAACUUUGAAUUAAAAAAAACCACAUUUACUCCACAUAUUUUUUAACAAAACAAAAAAAAAAAGUCACAUCAGGAAAAUAUCUUAAUUUGUGGUAGCUGACUUAGUGUUUUCUUGUAAGUGAAAUAGAAUAUUGACACGUAGUGCACAUUGUUUCAUAGCUUUAACUGAUUCUGGUCUUUUGCAGGCCAGAAUUUGUUUAAUACACUCCAUUUUAGGCCAAAUCAGGACAAAAAAAUCUGAAUCUAGGUAUUUUAUAAUCUGCUUUUUAACCUCUAACCACAGAGCACGCUGAUCAGACCUCAUAUCUAGGAGGCUAGGAGACAACUUAGAACAGUAUGUACUUGAUCAUUUUGUUUGAGUUGUAGUGUACAGAAUACGUUUCUGAUAUAGAGAGGGAGGGAGAGAUCACAAAAGAGAGAGAGAGAAGUUGGCCAGUAACAUUUCAGCCUGCAACUCUAGCAAUGUAUUUUACAACCUGAAGCAUUUCAACAAACCUGGAAUUAGUUAAUUUUCUUUACAUGCAUAACUGAUAUCAUGCACCACUAAGAGGGAUCUGAGGGCUACCUCAAAUGGAGAUUUCUUCCUACUAUAGGUAGCCAUUUACUGACUCUCUUCCCACCACAAGCACUGAUUUAAAUAUGUUUUAGUUGUGGGAAGCUUAUUUUUGUGUGGGAAAAGAGUAUAUGGCAGUGACCAGAUGGGCUUAUACCAAGAUGAAAUUAAUCCAAACUCCUAACCAAAAUAUUUGUGCUCUUGAGUCCCAGUCCAGAUGAUUCUGCCCUUCAGAAAUGCAGCCUUUUCACAUGAUUUUAUGCACAGUUUAGAACUGAUCAAAGUACAAAUCAAGUUCUAACUUGUCUCUAACUCCUCCUUUUGUCUAUAUGUAUAUGCGUGAGCAUAGAGGUGUGUGGAAGGAUGUGUGUGCGUGAGUGUAUGCGUGCAAUUUUAUACGUCUGUGUAUUUUCUUACGUACUUGUGCACACAUAGAGUGCAUUACUGCCACCUUUUUUCAAUAAGCUGUUUUAUCAGUUAUGGCUUCUACAAGUUUGCUAAUUUAGACUCCUUUAUUGCCAUAUCUUUAAAACUAACAAUAGAUGAUUUCGGUAUAUAUAUAUAUAUUUUUUUUUUGCUUAUUUAUAGGUGCUGUAUUUUAUUAUCUGAUUGUUAGGAAGGGAUGAAAGGGGGCAAAUAUUCUUUAGAGGGAUAGACUGCCGGCAGUAUUGGGUAUAAUUUACAAGAUGUAGUUGUCAUACUGUAUAUUAUUGAUUGAAGACUUUUUGACCGUAUUGUGUAUCAUUGAAACCUUUGUCUUAGGUCAGCAUCUUUUGAUGACACUUUAAUGGUGCAUUCAUUACUUCUUAAUUUUAAUUAAUAUUACUUUUUUUAUUUUGGGGGUGGGGGGGUGGGGCAGGGAGAGGAGUUCUGACUUUAAAGGUAAUAUGUUCCCAAUAUUACACCUCAGUGUGCUUGUAUUAAUUAACUAGUAGGAUUUUGACUGUAAGAUGUGAAACCACAUUUCUUGCAUGAUGUUUUAGAAAUUAUGUAUUUGAUUUACAGUCUCUUAACAUGCCACUGCAGCAUUAGUUCAACUUCUCACAAAUUAAGAGUCAGUACACUAAAAAGUCUUUUCAUGAAUAAGAAAAGAAGGCUCUAGGAGGCUGAAAGGCAAGGAUUAGUUACUGCUUCUACUGCUAGAAUGAUUUCAGAUUACCUCCAUGGGUAAUCAAAGACAUAUUGUGAUGCAAAACUCAAAUUUGACAAACAAAGAGAGCAACUGGCCCUUUCUUUGAUAAACGGAGGAGAAAAUUUGCAGUAGUGAAGACAAAAAGCAUGUGGUAGCCUCAUUGAGAAGCUUGCCAGCGUCUUCAUAUAGGGAAAUACAGGUAGGCUGAAAGAAUUUCUGGCAAAUAAGAUAACAUGGUGAAGCCGAUGUUACCAUUAGGUUUCUUCUGUUCACCACCAUAUCUCCUUAUGAGGAAAUGGUUUGGUUUAAAAAUUCCAGGUCCAUCUACAAAUACAAGUCCUGUUAAAAUAUGUAAACGUGAACAUGAGUAGUAACAAAGUGUAAAGAUCUUCUGUUCAGCUGAGAGAGGGAACUUCAGAUUAGAUGGUCCUAGAUAUUUUUGCAUAUUCGACCUUAAUGUUUUUGUUCUUUUUUUAAUUUCUCUAUAAUUUAGAAGAAUAUAUUUGCCAUCUGUUUCCAUCUCCCCUUUCUAUUGAGUUGAGAUCCGGGUGUUUGAUAUAGUCAUGUAGUUAAAUUUUGCUUGCUUACUGUGUAUUUAUUUUGCUGAAUUAAGAUUCCCCUCAUCUCUUAUUGUGCCUGUGUCUAGAUGAUGGCAUUUCACAUGAUGCUUACUGAGAGCUGCUGCUGUAUAAUAUGAGUAUAUAAUAAUAUUCAGUUUGGAUCCAUAUGCAGCACUUGGGGUUAAUCUCUCUUCUUGAUAAGCAAUAGCUAAGUGCCUUGAAAAAUAUCUUUGUAGGUUUUUGUUCUUUUUUUGCUCUUCAGAUUUCCACUAGUUUGUUAGAAAAGCCACAUAUUAAAAAAUUUCUAGUCAUUUUUAAUGCUGUUCCAGUUUCUAAGAAGUAUAUUUGUAGCUCCUCUGUAGAAAAAAAGUGUUUCCUUUUAUAACACUAAUGGUUAAUUGUAAGCACCAUUAUACUGUUUAGAAUCAUAUAAUUUUGUUGGAUGCAGGCAGCACUUAAAAGUCAGAAGUCACUCCAUUGUGCUAAGGGUUGUCAUCAGUAUCUAUUAUGAAGUUAAUCAGAUAAAAUGCUGUCAGUAUUCCUCUGAAUUUUUGGCACUUUAUUAAUGGUUUCGUUCCUUUUGUUAUGUCAUAUAUAAUAGUGUAGGAUGAACAUGGAUAAGACUGUUAGACUUCCACUGGAAUGGCACCAGAAUUCCAGCUAAGAAUCACCUUCCAGGUUUUCACCUUACGUGCUUGUUUGGAGACUGGUGCCCUAUGAGUUUUCCAAAUGGACAAGACCUCCCUGGUUUAAAAAGGGUUAACUAGCAUUUAUGCUGGAUGAUUUUAGCUAUACUAUUUUUUGUUAAUGAAGCAUGUUGUUUGAAGCUAAUGUCAGAAAAAAAUAUUAUUACAAGUUAUUACUUGAUGUAAAAAAAACAACUACUAGUGGACAAGUGAUGCAAAAAUAGUUGGGCUGUGACUCUAUAGAGCUUUUCAAUCACUGAUUACCUGAGAGUAAUGGAGGUGAAAGGCUGCAUUAAGUACCACGUGAUCAACAUGUGGUGCACUCCUUGUGUGCAGUCAUUUCAUAAAGAACACUGAAAAAUGAAGCACUUCCGAAAGGUAGGCUGUUCAUUUCUUCUGCUGAUAGACAGAAGAUGUGCCCCUGGCAUGGCAAACUUUUUCAGAGUUUCCAUUCUUACGUUUUUUCUUUUGUUUUAUUUUAAAGCAUUCUUUUUAAACUCUGUAUGAAGUUCAUACUUUUUGUAAAGCAUUAAAAGAAUAAGUAUAGGCUGUUUUACCAUGAGUACUUUCAUACUGCAAUUAAAAUUUUGUCACUUUUCUCUCAGGUUGAGUAGGGCAGAACAGGAGGUCAAUACUGAUACUUAGCUAAAACGGGAAUUAUCCCUUAUUAUUCUGUCAGUUGUGAGCAGAUGAAAUAUGGCUGUUGAUAAUGUUCCGGGGCUUUUUGUGUAAAUAGUUUUCUAUCAGUGAAAUCAUGUAAUUUUCUUACUGAAAAAGAAAGUAAAUGGGGUUUUAGUUAACGCAGGUACUAAAUGCUGUAGAAUGUGAUCAGUUUAGUUUUAACUUGCACUCUUGCAAAAUAUUUAUAAAUAUUUUUGGGGUAGAGCCAUUUUAUAAUGGACCCUGCAUUGGUGCACUCCAUCCAUAUUAUGUACCACUGGGUUUUUUCAGUACAAGCUCUUUUUAUUAGAAUGAGAGCAAUCUUAAAAGUCAUGUGCCUUUCUCAGUAGGAAAGAGAUUUUUGCAUCAAUUCUUCAUAUAAACUUUCUUUUCACAUGGGAACACUAGAAAAGGGGUUAAUGAACACUGCAGAAUUCUAUGCAAUAUUUUCUGGUACACUUGUAUAGAAAUUACUGUUUUGCAAUUUUUUUUAAGUGAAAUUUGGAGGCCAGGGGGGAAAUGCAUCAUCCCAGUGUUAGCUCAGAGUAAAAUUAUGAUGUUGAUUAAUUAAAUAAAUUAGAGUUGGGGAAUAUCUGACAAAACAUUGUGAUGGAAAAAUGAAAAACCUAGUACAGUCUCCACUAGCAAGGGUCUGUCAGAGUUUCCAUCUUAAAAUCCCUAAUUUCAAGGGGGUUUAGUACUUUACUGUAAAAAGGGAAAAAAUGCUCUUGGCAAAAACUUCAGCAGUUCAAAAAUGGAAAAACAUUUUGACCAUAUUUAGAUUAUGGAAAUAUCUUUUUUAAAGUAAUUGGUUUCAGACACUUUCUCUUGCACUUAAAUGCAAAACAGCUUCUUUAUUUAAACCAAAAUGUCAGUACUGUGGACUGGUGCUUUUAGUAGAGUCGCUGAGAAAUCAUCCAUUUUACUUAGCAAAGGAAUUCAUUGGGAAUAAAAAACGUGAAAUUUUUAACAUGUAUGCAGAGGGCAUAGUUACUCACUCUUCCAUCUUAGCCUUCCUUUUAAUCAAGUUCCUUAAAUUACUUCUCUUGCUAAAAUUAUCCUGCAUCUAUAUCUCUAUGCAUAGUCAGUUUGUUUUAAAAUCACUCCAGCGCUCCACAGUAUAAACAUUUCAUGGAGACUAUCAGAAAGAUAGGGAGAGAGGAAGAAAAUGUUUUACUUGGUCCAGGGCCUGAUCGAAUAUCCGGUGCAAUCAUUUGAAGUCUAAAGUCAAAUGAAAGUGACUGUUUCUACAGGCCAUUAUUAAGACACAAGCAGCUGAUAUCCUAACCUUCCUGAAUUUAAUUUCUACAGAUGUUAACAACAGGAUUUAAAUCAGUUUUCGGUUUACUCUUACAUUGGUCCUUCCAGUUUCCCUGGUACCAUCUGUUGUCUCACUAGCCCAACACUAACUUUGUCUUCCUUUGUGUGGCAUGCACAAUCAAACAGUUUUAAAUCAAAGGGCAUUUUUUAUAGUUAUGCAAAUAAGAAUUUUUAAUCCUCCCUCCCUCCAAACAAUUUAAAAUAAAACCCCAGGCUAUGUUACACAGUGAACCAGACUGUGAACCACAAUGAACCAGACUCUUAGUCAGGAGACCGGGGUUCUGUUCCUGGCUCUGUCAGUGGUCUGUUGGAUGACCUUGGACAUAAUCUUUAAAAUGCAGUGAUGACACUGGUCUCUUUUCAUAAAGUGCUUUGAGAUUUUGGGAUGCGUUAGUUGCUUCCAUCAAAAUCAUUUUACUUACCUCCCUCUCUCUUGUUCAUUUUAGUGAAACUUAAUAUAGUUGAUGUACUAUGUUCAUGUUUAACAACAGACAUAAAGCAAGGUGAACUUAUUCCCCUUAAUCUCUCUAUCCAGGUAUUUACAUGGCCUCAUUUAAUAUGUCAUAUCCUUUUAAUGUAAUAAAUUACUAAAAUAGUCACACUUUCUGAGAUGAAAUUUACCCUCGUGGCAAAGGUCAACACUAGACUUGAGCAUCAUUUAAGAACUGCCCACUUAAGUCUUCAAAAGAAAACUUAAGCAGUAGUCCUCUGAACAAGGAAGAAUUUCUCCCUAAUUUAGCUGUUUUAUGGCAUAUGUGAAAUUAGUUAUUUGGUCCUGAGUCAUUUCUCAGUAGAUGUGAGUCUACUUCACAAAAAUUACUCGUGUAACUUUUACUAACACUAUUACUCAUGAAACUUAUACUGAUGCUAGUAAUGCUAGCACCAUUACUAGCAUCAGCACAAAGACCAAGAAUUGAUAGGCCACAGAGACCAAACACCUUUUUCUUCCCAAGAGUUAAUCAACUCUGUCAGGCCUAAUGCAGAUUGACAGACUAAAGGUGGUUUGUACUGCCAUACUAAUUUUGUGAAUAAAAAUGUAUUUAAUUUCCAAGCUUGUAAAAUCCUCACCAAUCAUGAAUAUUCAAGUACAGAAGUUUUUAAAACAGAAAAUGUCCAUUUUAACAUUGCAUACUUUGGCUAUUUGUAUUUUGUUUUGGAUAGCUAUGCUCCAUCAGUUUCUGGACUCGUUCAGUCAAAAUCAUGCAUGUCCAAGAGCACAAUUUUCCCCUGCUCUCUAAGUGUAUUAUUAUUCUAGUUGUUGAUUUAGUAAUAUCACUUCUGUUCCUUUAUUAAACUGAAACAGUUAAGCUGAGGAGGAUGAUUGAAGCCCUGGCUGUAAAUAUAUUGACAUGUAAUCCCUAGAUUCAUAUUAGAAAAAGAUCUGAUUAACUCUACAUGGUUCAUGCACAACUCCCUCCCUCCCCCUGUAACUCUAUGACUGAUUUUAAUUUUGGAAAUAUUUGUUGAACUAACUAAAAUCCCCAGCCCAAAGAUCCAGGGGGAAUGGAAACUCACCCUAGGAAAUUUCUGUAAUAGUAGUGACAUGAAUUGUUUUCAUAGCUACUAUAUAAUUUUGUGGUAGGAUUCGUUACAGUCAUUCUGUAUAUUGGGAAUCAUACUGAUGGUAUGCUUGUGUUAUCAUCUUCUGUCUUUUCAGGAAAUUAAUAUGCAAUUUUAAAUUUGUUACGCAUAUAUAUUUACACAAUGCCUGUUUUGAAACAUCCCUAUAUAUAUAUAUAUAUAUAUAUAUAUAUAUAUAUAUAUAUGUAACAUAUUUAGAGGCUCAAUAAGGAAUUACAAUGGCCAGUCACAUAAAUCAUGUGGUUUUGAGGCCUGGGUGAAUGUCAAAUUCAAAAAAUGUUAUGGACUAAUAUAUAUUUUAAUGCAUAUGGUAGUAGCUUUCAACCUGUGGUCUGCAAACCUCUGGGAGUCCGCAGACCAAUUCUAAAAUGUCCGAGAAAGAUUCACUGUAAUCAAACAAAAGUAUGUGACUAGUCAUACCCCCGCUUACAGUUCAAAGGUGUCUGCACCUCCAUGCAAAAAUGUUUAGGGGCCCACAAAUGAGAAAAGGUUAAAAACUAUGUAUUCCCAUCAAGUAAGAUCUAUUUUAUAAAAAUAUAACCACAGGCAUCUGAAGGAUAAGUUCAUUUGAAAUAUUUGAGUUGAAUUGUUGGGAAGAGAAAAAAGACAGCAUUCAGAAUAUUAAAAAAACAAUACUUUCAAGGGUCUAGCUGAGAUGCACAAAAGCUAGAUGGGACCACACCCCCGUUCACCAUGUAAAACUACUUGCAUAGGUUUUCCUCUGAUAUGGCUAGCAGGAAUUUAACACUCCAGGCCAGCAGUUCUCAACCUUUUUAGACUCAAGACACUCCUCAUUUGACCCCGCCCAUUGAUAACUUUUGUGAAUGAGCAGCACUCCAUUUCAAAAACAACUUCAUUUAUUACAGAACUGGCCUCCUUACAGAGGGCUUGGGCAGCUAGGAGGAGUGCAGCAGCCAGGCAGGGAAAAACCUGCACCUGUACUUAUCUCCUCACACUUCACUUCCUUCAAAAGAUCUCAUGAUACCCCUACAUGAUACCCCUCUACGUCCUGGUUGAGAAUCAUGGCACUUGGCAUUCUUACACGUGUAUUAUAAAGCUGCUAUCCCUAGGCAGUUUGAGUUAAAGGAAGAGGCUUUCUCAUUUAUUUUUUUUCCAGUGCCAUAUACUGGUAGGCAGUACAAAUGAACAGCUUAUCAAUAAGAUAAGCCAAGUAACAAAUCAAAACCAGCAGUUCAUUUUUGUUGCCUCUGAAGCUAAAGAUUCAACUACUCUUACGUAAGAAUAGUAGCUGCUUAGGAAAGCAAGAGAAUCUCCUUCACGGGAGACUUUCAAGAAGAAGCAGGAUAGGCAUUUGCUUGUAAUGGUGUAAGAAUAGCAGGUUCUGCACUGGGGCCAGAGGUUGGACUAGAGGACCCUUGAGGUCCCUUCCAGCUGGACUUCCAUGGUACAACUGAAAUUUUAUAUUGUGAGUUCUUCUCGCUGGACUUUCUUUUUUUACUGAGACAAAAAAUAAAACUGAUGGCUCUUAACUUGCUUUGUAAAUACAAUCCUGUACCCAUGUCACUCAGAAAAGAAAGAAAUGUGUUUGGUCCUUCAGUCAGGGCUCUCUCUCAAUUUUUUGGGCUUUAGUUACUUUACAUUAGACCCCUUAAUACUAUUUUAAUGUAUUAUUUGUGUGUACAAGUUACUAUUAGCUUUAAAAAAGUGUUUCCAAAGUACCUAGUUACCUCUAAAUGCUAGAGCAGUAUGUAAAGUAAGUUCUGGGUAAAGUAGCUGGACAAGGAGGGCAUGUGGGGAAUAAGCAACUCAGUAACUAUAUUUUUUUUCCUAUAUCAGGGGAUUCCGUUAAUUAUUUUCAUCCUCCUCAGAUGGAGUUUAUGGAUUGCCUGGUGUUUGUGGAGGAUGCGGGGGGACAGAUUAUCAUGUAGUUUAAGAUUCUUUUAGCUUAGUUUGUUUAAUGUAUAUGUCGUCCAGAAUCCUGUACAUUAGAACAGCAUUUUCAGGAAGUGUUUAGCUUUUACUCCUUUCAUAAAAUGUACUAUUUAUCAAACUUUCUGUAAUCAGAAAGCUAAGGUGCCUUAUUUUCUAGUCUCUUUAUUGAGAAUAAUCUAAAGCACAGUGAUCUAGAUUUCAGCAUAUUCAAGAGCCUACUUUUUAUUUGGAGAAAAUAGACCAAUCAAGAUCCAUUUCAGUGUCCCAAGAUUGUUGGUCCCUUGGAUAAAGAGCACUUAAUAGUACUGUGCAUUAAGGCUUUGUGCAAUAGAAAUUUGAGUCUUAUGUUUGGAAACUAACAUACUACUACACCAAAUGUAGGCAAAUAUAAGCUUUAGUCUAGGAGAAUUCAGGUUACUGAAAGAGUAUAUUCACUUUGGUUCCAUUGGCAUGAUGGAUUUUUGGAAUAAACAGUCUACCGUUGCACAGUAAUCUUUUACACUCAUUAAAAAAAAAAAAGAACCUCAAAAAUUGUGUAAGCAGGUCUCUCAGUGAGCAUUUUAAUAACUUGAUUAGUCAAGCACCCAGGAGGUCUUCUACUUUUGUUGUUACAUGACUUAAUAUACAUUUCCCAUGUUCAUUUCAACUUCUUGAACCAUGCCAUCUUCAAACAGUGAUUUACUCUAUAGUCAUUCCAGUACAACUGGGACUUGAAAGAAUAGGGAUUUUCCCUCCUACCUCCUCAGUCCGUACCGGCCUUUGUAUAUUAUUUCUAACACUUGCUCUCUGCACAGAAUAUAUAGCGGUAUUUCAUCAAUAGAAAAAUCAUCAACAGAAAAAGAAAGUCUAGGCUUUCCUGUAUAUAAGGAAAUUAAUUUUAGAAUCUGUAUAUGAACACAGCAGGAGUAUGCGUAUCACUUUUUAUCAGUUAAGUGGGUAUCACUGGUCUAGUUCACCAAUGUCACUCUGUUUAUUUUCAAGAAAAAAUUGAAUUGCUCUACUAAUUGGAUGGGUUGGCAGUUGGUUGUAUUAUUCUUACCCAUAUCAACGUGCCCUUGUUUUGUUUUCUGGAGCAGUCAACUUAAAUCAGACUAUAAAUAUCUACAAAUCAUUGUAUUUAAUUUUUUUUAAUGUCUUAGAAUUGAGAUUAUAGAGAGGGAAGAGACUUGUAUAUAGAGAGAGUGCAUAUACCCAAAGCCUCCUAGAGCCUCUAUUAAGUUUUCAUGAAGAUGCAAUAUCCCUUUAUCAAAGUACAUUGCAAUCUGCUCAAGAGUAUUAAUUUGAAAUGAGAGAGACUGGUUUCCUGUGAUGUUCAUCUUUGUCAGCAUAUGUUUUAAUUUUUUAAUUCAAAGCUGUUUUUUUCUCACUAUGAAGUUGGUCAAAACAAUCUUGUGCAGCAACAACUUUUCCUGGUCUGAAAUAUGAAAAUACACCAUGUAAAUUAAUAUUUGUGAUGGAGGAGUUGUUUGGUUUUCUUGCAAUGUAAAAAGAUGUUAAGCCAAGCUUGUUGUGGGUAGGUAAUAGUUCAUAAAAGAGAGAGAGAGAGAGAGAGAGAGAGAGACAGCUGCUUAAGCAAAAACUAAAAUGUUGCUCUGGAAAUUACUCCUGUUUGUAUGAGGGAGGGUGUGUCUGCUUGGGGGACAAUGCAAAGAGCCUUCAGUCGGCACUGAACCAGCAUGAGCCCUGCAAUAAGGAACCUUACAGUGGGCAAAGAUGUAAGGAGCUGAGAUUGUUGCAGGGCACAUCACCUCUUCUUUGGAUUGGAAGCAAACUUGCACUUUGCCUUUUGAGGAUGUCCCACUAAGAACAUCAGAUUAAUUUUCUAAUGCCAUGGAUUUUUCUUUCUGGCAUAGCUUGGAAGGGGGAAAAAAAAGGCCCUACCUUAAACUAUAAGAUAAUUUUCUGCAAGAGGUUUUCAUUUCUAUCAGAAUAGUCUAUGCAUUUCUGUGUUGAAAACCGUUUUCUGCUGUUCCUUUUAUGAAAACGGGCACUGUGCAUCCCACUCUCUGUAAAUGCUCUGAGAAUAUCAAGUGUGUGAAUUUGGACGUUAAAUCCAAAGUCAAUUGAGACUGGCUUGUUGUAGGGGGGAGGGAGCGUUCUUUUUUUUUUUUUUUUUAAUUGUUUCCCUUAUGUCCCUUUUCAUUUUUUAUUAAGAAAUUAACUCCUUGCAUUUGUGCAAUAACUACUUGCCAUGAUAAUGGGCAGACCUUUGAAAUGCCCUGACUACUAACACAGCACAAGAUGAACUCAAACAGAAAGUGGUGUACUUUUUCCUGAGAACUUUUUUUUUUUUUUUAAAUAAUAAGCUCAGUUUUACCCCAGUGUAUUGUGGUGUCUUACAUUUUUAGCAGUAUUUUAUAUUUUUUUCUGUAACGCACUAAGUCUUAGAUGUUUUUAGAGCUUGUUUGUUAUAUUCACGAUCACAGAUUUAAAAAAAAAAAAUCCUCACAAAGACCCAAUUGACCAAAAAAGUGUCAUUUUUGUACAAGUAGCUUUGAGAAGCCCACGUUGUGUUGCUGUGACUCAUCUUUUGUAACAUUUUAUUUCUUGGUAUUUGUUUAAACAUAAAAGUAAAAGUUUAUAUGGCUGGCAGUAGUAGGGAAGUGCUCCCUCCGUCAGCAGGAUGGCAUUGUUUCUUCUGUCUUUGUUUGGUUAGCCAUAUAAUGUUUGUUCUCAGCACUGUACAACGGUCCCUAUAUGAUAUGGAGAAGCAAUAUCACUGUAUGAAACUCACACGAUGUAUUAUUAUUAUUAUUAUUCACUAGCACCCUAGGUGUGAUAAUUGAAGUAAAUAUCUUUUAUACAAACACAA